Molecule: messenger RNA, 3551 nt
Organism: Polypterus senegalus (gray bichir)
Lineage: Eukaryota; Metazoa; Chordata; Cladistia; Polypteriformes; Polypteridae
Product: prosaposin receptor GPR37-like
Exons: 2
Coding region: 912-2663 (583 amino acids)
Biological process (GO): adenylate cyclase-inhibiting G protein-coupled receptor signaling pathway; positive regulation of MAPK cascade
Cellular component (GO): plasma membrane; signaling receptor complex
Molecular function (GO): G protein-coupled peptide receptor activity; prosaposin receptor activity
Source: RefSeq, a predicted model, not a curated record
AAUAUUUUUGGGAAGAGGGCGUAGAGUAAAUGCCUAUUCUUGGUCACAGUCGAUGCACACUUGUAGACAGGUUAACAGCCAACAGUGACAUUUGUCAAAGAUGGAUGUAUUGUGCAGAUGGAAUGUACCCGUAUAAGGAAAAGGAAGGAGGCUGCUGCUGCUUGAGUCCGAAAGACUGAUCCUGAUGGAUUUGCUGUGACAGAUCCGGGUUAGCCGCCAGGGGAACAGUUUUCUUCACGGUAUCUCUCAGUGAGACACACACACACAACACGCGCGCGCGCAGUCAUGGGCGCGCGCAGACAUACACACAUACACGCAAGCUUAAGCUCAAAUUCGCGAGGAGAAUGCGAGUGAAGCGGAAUCGGGGAGCAAUUCUGAGCAGCUCUUCUGUUGUAUUUCCGAGAUCCACUCGGUCGCCUGAGCGCACAUGAUCAUAAACAAGUUCGCAGACUGGCUUCGCGCCGUGCCGCACCCUCGCGGUGGAACUUCAAUUCCAAAUUCCAGGCUACUUCAAAAUGCACAAAAUUCAUGACAGGCCACCCAGUGUGCUUCACCUGCGCUUUAAAGGUACGUGAAAACACCUACAAAAAUGUCAACAACGAAAGGAACUACUUGUAAAGGAUGUCUGUAAUGUUAUUGGGAGUAUAAUUAGGGCGCUGUAUCCGUGGUUGACCACCGAAGCGGCUAACUACACCGUUUAGUGCUCUUGAUUUUCUUUUGCAAAGAUCGGAGUGCAGCAAUGCCAGGCUGAAGGUACAAAACAACAGGACCACAUCCUUGCGCGCUUGGAACAGGAUUUUCUGCACAAAAUCUCUUAAUGCUCUUAAGUACUUGGCGCUACACUAGCCUGCUUUCUAUGGGAGGGCAAUCUCGGAUUUCAGUGCAACUUUAAACGAACUGUUGCUUUCACCAUGCUGCCCUCGCUCUUUCUCGGGUUACUUUUGCCACUUCUGAGCCUGGAUGCAACAGACAAGCUGAGAACGGGUGUCACCCGGAGCGACUUGGAUGCGGACGUCGUGAUGACCGGCUGGAAUUUACUGAGCUCCCCGAAGCGGCACGCGGCACACGCGGAGAAGCAUAGUAGACGCGCCACAGGUGGUUCUGCAUAUGGAAACACAACGGCUUUUCUUCGAGAUGCCUCACAGAGAGGUGCAGCAGGGCGCGGGGCUCACGGCCCCCACAAGGCGCAGCAUCGAGGGGCAGACAAGUGGGGCUCCGCUGCCAUGGAAACGCGAGGAGGCGACGCGCUCUCUUGGAGACUGCGACUGGAAAGCCAAAGACUUAAGAGGGGCACCGGCAACCGCGGCAGUGACUUAAAAAGGGACAAAACCAGGACGAGAAAGCCUUCAAACAGUGCACUCGCCAUCAUAGGGCAUUUCAAUGGCUCGAUUGGGGUGCCCCCUACUUCUUGGGAAGUUGUGCCAAAACCUUUACCCCUUAACCAAUCCCUAGAGGUAACCAAUGAGCAUACUCGAAAUUACGGACUUCACACGCUUACCGAGGAGCUGGCACACGUUACCCCGCCCGUGCUGCCCCUUGAUCCAAAGGGAAGAAAAAGUGAUCUGAAGAACCCCUUUUAUCCGCUCACCGAAGAAUCGUACGGCGCUUAUGCCAUCAUGUGUCUUUCCGUGAUUAUCUUUGUGGUGGGCAUCAUAGGAAACAUCGCGAUUAUGUGCAUAGUGUGCCACAACUACUACAUGCGGAGCAUUUCUAAUUCCCUUUUAGCCAACCUGGCCUUUUGGGAUUUCACCAACAUUUUCUUUUGCUUGCCACUUGUCAUUUUUCACGAACUUACCAAAAAAUGGCUUCUGGGGGAGCUUUCCUGCAAAAUAAUUCCAUAUGUUGAGGUUGCCUCCCUUGGAGUUACAACGUUCACAUUGUGUGCACUCUGCAUAGAUCGAUUUCGUGCAGCAACAAACGUGCAGAUGUACUAUGAAAUGAUAGAAAAUUGUACUUCAACCACUGCAAAACUGGCAGUUAUAUGGAUUGGGGCGCUACUUCUGGCUCUCCCUGAGGUUGUUCUUCGUCAACUUGUUAAAGAAGACCCCGAUCCAUCUGGUUCUAUUGCAGAGAGAUGUGUGGUCAAAAUUUCUCCUGACCUGCCUGAUACAAUUUAUGUCCUUGCACUGACUUACGAUGGAGCUAGACUGUGGUGGUACUUCGGGUGCUAUUUUUGUUUGCCGACUCUUUUCACCAUUGGCAGCUCCUUAAUCACUGCCCGAAAAAUCCGAAAAGCUGAAAAGGCCUGCCCAAGAGGAAACAAGAAGCAAAUUCAGCUGGAAAGUCAGAUGAACUGCACAGUGGUAGCCCUUACCAUUUUGUAUGGUUUUUGUAUCAUUCCUGAAAACAUCUGCAACAUUGUCACUGUCUACUUGUCCACAGGGGUGCCUAAGCAGACUAUGGAUCUUCUAUACCUUAUUAGUCAGUUUCUUUUGUUCUUCAAGUCAGGCGUGACCCCAGUUCUCCUUUUUUGCCUUUGUAAGCCAUUCAGCAGAGCCUUUGUGGAGUGCUGCUGCUGCUGCUGCGAUGAAUGCGUCAAAAAAUCUUCAACUGUGACGAGUGAUGACAAUGACAACGAGUAUACUACAGAACUUGAACUGUCUCCUUUCAGCACAAUAAGACGAGAAAUGUCUGUUUAUACCUCUGCAGGCACUCAUUGUUGAAUUGGUCACAGCUACUUUUUUUUUUCCAGUUACAAAAAAUAAAACUGAAGAGAAUUCACUUUUUAUGGAUCAGAUAUUCAAAUAAGUUACAAUGUGCUUUUUAAUGCAAAUAUUCCAUUUUUUGUACAAAUAAUUCUUUAUAGCUGCUUUAUGCAGAUAAAGUGGCAUUUGAAGAAAUAAAUAACCCCUUAAGUACACAUGCAGGCCUUGUGGAAGGGUAAGCUAUUGCCCAGCUUUAAGGCACUGCGACAUAUAUUUUGUUAAAGUAUCUGCUGGAAUAAACCCAUUUUAGGAGUUCAUGCUGGGGAAACACAUUCUGUAUUUAAGCAGGUCUCUGUAACAUGAACGUGUUUACUUCUCGAUAGUUGUCUUAUAACAUGCUAAUCAUAAUGUUACACCACAUGUUACUUGUGAAGUUUGUAUUUGUUACACUGGCAAAAACACACAAGAAAUCAAACAAAAAUAUUGCCUUAUGUAUUUAAUACUGUGUGCUGAAAGUAAUAUAUUGAAAAGUGACUGGCUGUACUGUAAUGAACAUGUUUUUGAUAAUGGUGAAGUACUUUUAAUUCCCCUUUUGUGAGCCUUUUUUUCCCAAUAAAUAUUUGGAAGUAACAUGCAAAUUCUUUUUAAUAGCAGUCAAAACAGAGCAGGGCACUUUCAGGGGAACAGUUCCAGUUUGGUAAGAUGUGUUGAGACUUGCUCUUGAGAUUCUUGUGAUUUUGGUUCUUUUUUUGUAAAGUCUUACUGUACAUUUGCUGAAUUGCUUAAAAGUGGGCCAGUUGUAUUUCUAUCACAAAAGUGUGUGGUUAUAGUAGCAGAUGGAAAUAAGUAAAUGGGUAAGUCAAGAACAGGACUUUUUAAUUUGAAAUAAAGUCAUCUGAAAAAUAA